CGUUCUCGGACAAUAAAACAAGGAGCUCUUGCAAUUUGCCUUCCCCGUAUGUAACUGCAGAAGCUCGAACGCAAACCUUUAAAAUAAUGGCUCUGCCACUUACAUGGCGGGCUUAGCCCUAGACUCCCCAAUUUCAUUUCCACAUACAUAUAUCUCGAACCUAGAUCUACCUCUGGUUGAUUCCCUUUCCGUCUCUGUACCGCCGAUCCGAUCUGAUUCCAAUCCGAUCCAAUAGGAUCCGGUCCUCGGGAUCCAUACGAAGCAUUUACCAAUGGCAGGGGCAGCCUCUGCUCUCUUCCUUCUUGACAUCAAAGGCCGCGUUCUCAUUUGGCGCGACUACCGGGGCGAUGUCUCUGCCGUCGAGGCCGAGCGCUUCUUCACCAAGCUCAUCGAGAAAGAGGGAGAUCCGCAAUCUCAAGAUCCAGUUGUAUAUGAUAAUGGUGUGACCUACAUGUUUAUACAGCAUAGCAAUGUCUACCUCAUGAUAGCAGCCAGGCAAAACUGCAAUGCCGCUAGCCUUCUUUUCUUCCUACAUCGUAUAGUUGAUGUGUUUAAGCACUAUUUUGAAGAAUUGGAAGAGGAAUCACUUAGGGAUAACUUUGUUGUUGUGUAUGAACUCCUUGACGAAAUUAUGGACUUUGGCUACCCUCAGUAUACCGAGGCAAAGAUUCUAAGUGAAUUUAUCAAGACCGAUGCUUAUAGAAUGGAAGUUACACAGAGACCUCCUAUGGCUGUAACUAAUGCUGUGUCUUGGCGUAGUGAAGGCAUAAAUUACAAGAAAAAUGAGGUUUUCUUGGAUGUGGUCGAGAGUGUUAACAUACUUGUCAAUAGCAAUGGGCAAAUAAUUAGGUCUGAUGUUGUUGGAGCGCUGAAGAUGAGAACAUAUUUGAGUGGCAUGCCCGAGUGUAAACUUGGCCUAAAUGAUAGAGUAUUAUUAGAGGCACAAGGAAGGGCGACCAAGGGAAAGGCAAUUGACUUGGAAGACAUUAAAUUUCAUCAGUGUGUUCGCUUGGCCCGAUUUGAAAAUGAUCGAACAAUUUCCUUCAUACCACCAGAUGGAUCAUUUGAUUUGAUGACAUAUAGGCUCAGUACACAGGUUAAGCCUUUGAUUUGGGUGGAAGCUCAGGUUGAAAGGCAUUCGAAAAGCCGGAUUGAGAUUAUGGUAAAAGCUAGGAGUCAAUUCAAGGAACGUAGCACUGCCACAAACGUUGAGAUUGAGUUGCCUGUACCUGCUGAUUCAACCAAUCCAAAUGUUGCAUCUGCAUCAUAUGCCCCUGAAAAGGAUGCAUUGAUCUGGAAAAUAAGAUCCUUUCCCGGAGGCAAGGAGUACAUGUUAAGGGCAGAGUUUCGUCUUCCCAGCAUAACAGCUGAGGAAGCAACUCCUGAGAGAAAAGCUCCUAUUCGUGUGAAAUUUGAGAUACCAUAUUUUACUGUUUCUGGGAUACAGGUAAGAUACCUGAAGAUAAUUGAGAAAAGUGGGUAUCAGGCCCUUCCAUGGGUGAGAUACAUUACAAUGGCUGGAGAGUACGAACUGAGACUUAUUUGAGAUCUUUUAUCCUGGCUGUUUAUUUUGAAACCCACCAAAUAAUCAUGCCAUAUUUCUAUGACCAAUGACUUGGGAGUGGUGGAUGAGGAGAGGGAAUCACCAGAAAUUGUCCGAGGCCCGGCUGAAAUGAUGAAUUUAUUUGAGCCACCAUCGCCCUCCCUCCCUCUCUCUCUCUCUCUCUGUCUCUCUGCAUGGUAAUUUGUGUCUUGCCAGCAUUUUGUAAGUUACUUUAGCUGUCUAGAAGGUCCAUGUCAAAUGAUGAAUUCACAAUUUGUUAGCCAAAACUCCUGAGUCCUUUUGGCCAUAUCUGUACUGGAUGAUGAGAGAAUGCUUUCCCCCUUUUCGUUUUUGUAUUCAGAGUUUGCUCAUCUUUUUCUAUUGCCCUCAUAAUGUAAUUUGAUUUCCACCUGUAAGAAUUUUUUGCUUUUGUAUUAACAAGAUUGAUAUCUGCAACUUUAUUAAAGCUC
Neltuma alba is the source of this 2013-nucleotide messenger RNA. Its product is annotated as AP-1 complex subunit mu-2. The transcript is spliced from 11 exons. Gene Ontology annotation, cellular component: clathrin adaptor complex. Gene Ontology annotation, biological process: vesicle-mediated transport; intracellular protein transport. NCBI's taxonomy places the organism in Eukaryota, Viridiplantae, Streptophyta, Magnoliopsida, Fabales, Fabaceae. The record is from RefSeq and is a predicted model, not a curated record. The coding region runs from base 272 to 1546 and encodes 424 amino acids.